Molecule: messenger RNA, 1314 nt
Organism: Ogataea philodendri
Lineage: Eukaryota; Fungi; Ascomycota; Pichiomycetes; Pichiales; Pichiaceae
Exons: 1
Coding region: 1-1314 (437 amino acids)
Source: RefSeq, a predicted model, not a curated record
AUGUCACAAGAGCAACAAGAGCAGCAAACUUUUGCUAAUGACACAGAAUCAGGAGACCAUGUCUUUCACAACCGAAAAACUGAAGUGUACACCACAAAGCUACGCCGUAAUGAUUCUGACUCGCCAUUCCUCUCAUCUCAAGUGGCCCCUUCAAAUGGUAAGCGAACGGGAAUUAAUUUGGGAUUGAAUGUGUUCGAAAGUGAAGUUCCUCAAAAGAAACUGGACUUGAACACUGUGACGCCUUCCAAAUCGGAAGUAAACCCACCAGACCCUUACGGAACAAAGCCAUCGGAAGAUAGUCAUAGCCCCUGUUCCAUUCAUCAUAAACAGCUUACCUCAGAAACAAAACAGGAGGAGCUGUCCCACUUCCACGGCCUUUCAGACGAACUGAGGCUUCUUGCUUCCAAAGAAAUGGAGAUUCUAGAGAUCAAGCAGCAGAUCAAGAACUUGAUAACUCGUAAAAGAACGCUUGAGUUUGAAACACAGGAUUUGAAGAUUGUUAUUGAGAAACAAUUGGUGGGUCAAAUCACUUCUUCACAAAAAUCAAGUUCACGGAAUAAAGGACUCUUUGAAAAGCAUACGCCCAAAUCUCCAAGUAGUAUGCAAAAACACCGUAUGAAAUCAGUUGACGUGUCAGAUGACCCGCUCCUUGAAGGUGAACUCAGUGAACCACGCCUGGAAUCUACUACAAGUGUGGACGAAGAGGAUUCCAAAUCUUGGUUUUCAAAGCCUUUGAAUUUAAUUCAACAGAUAGAUUCGUUGAUCUACCAAGAAAUCGAGAAGCUGCACAUAACACCAUUUGCAGGUGUGAAUUCGAUAGAGGAGGAGACACACGUUGGAGCGAGCCUUGACGUGAAAAAUAACGAUUUAGAUGCCCCACUACAAGAUCAAGGGGCGCAAAGUUACAAUCUUUUGGGAACACCCAUAAAAUCUACUCGAACUCGCCCAGAACUGGACUCCAAUAACACAAAGGAUGUUAUGCAAUCGGUUUCUAACAAAUUAUGGAAUUUUGUUAAUGAUGUGAAACAAAACUUGGCAGUCGAUGAAAUAUCAACCUCAUCUAGCCCCCUUUCAUCCCCAGGAAAAGCGAGAACGCCGUCAUUCUCAAACAGACAGUCAUACGGAUUGCAUGCAAAACAAAGGAAAAGGAGCAUGACAAAUCCGUCCGUUAGUCCCCAAUCACAAGUGUUGGAAUCAGAAGGUGAAAACUCUCCUGUGAGGCUUCAGAAAUACAAAACGACAAGGGAAGUUGAGCUUUCGAAUUUGAAGGAAAAAGGCCCCAAGCGCGUUGAUACCUCAAAUAUGAGUCCUUAA